Molecule: messenger RNA, 1766 nt
Organism: Medicago truncatula (barrel medic)
Lineage: Eukaryota; Viridiplantae; Streptophyta; Magnoliopsida; Fabales; Fabaceae
Product: triacylglycerol lipase OBL1
Exons: 5
Coding region: 92-1501 (469 amino acids)
Biological process (GO): lipid metabolic process
Molecular function (GO): triacylglycerol lipase activity
Source: RefSeq, a predicted model, not a curated record
GAGUCAAGACACUCUCAACCAUAGGCUAAAAGCAGUAUAUCAUUCUUUCUCUCCUCUUCAUUAAUUAUUGUGCUAUUAGCUACCUUUAGCCAUGGCAUCUACUUGCGAUAAGGGUUUUGCUGAUAGUUAUAUGAUUUUGAAUCCAGAAGAUGCUCAUUUCUUUGAUAUUAUUCGUAUUUUAUUUUCCCGGAACAUAGGGCAUAGAAAAUUUGUGGAUAGUAAUGCUGAAGGAGAUGUCGAGGGAAGCUUUAGAGGUAGAUGGCUUAUAUUUAUCUCUAUUGUUCUCCAGAAAGUCUUGUUGUUCAUUGCUAAACCACUUGCCAUGAUUGGUUAUUGGGUUGAGAUGUUGAUUAACCUCAUUGCUCUUAAUGGAGGCAUCACCAUGAUUAUAAUUAACUUUCUCUCAGGUCAUUUGGAAGUACCAAAUCCAAAAUCUUCAAAAUACUUGUCUUGUAUUGGAAAUUUGGAUUCACGAGUAAACAUGGACAUUCUCAAGCGUGAAGACAACAAAUACUAUGUUUCUCUAGCUAUGAUGGCUUCAAAAGCAGUCUAUGAGAAUGAAGCUUUCCUUAAAUAUACUAUCAAAUAUGACUGGAAGAUGGAGUAUGUGGGAUUUUUUGACUGCUGGAAUGAAUAUCAAGAAAGGGCCACAACCCAAGUCUUGAUAUUGUUGGACAAAUUUAAGGACCGUGACACUUAUGUGGUGGCUUUUAGAGGAACAGAACCCUUUGAUGCAGAUGCAUGGUGCACCGAUCUUGAUAUCUCUUGGUAUGGGAUUCCUGGUGUUGGAAGAGCACACGGUGGAUUCAUGAAAGCCCUAGGACUACAAAAGAAUUUGGGUUGGCCUAAAGAGAUUGAAAGAGAUGAAAAACUUGCCCCACUAGCCUAUUAUGUUAUUAGGGACAUACUAAGAAAAGGUUUGAGUGAAAACCCUAAUGCAAAGUUUAUAAUUACGGGUCAUAGUUUGGGUGGUGCAUUAGCAAUACUUUUUCCAACAAUUAUGUUCUUACAUGAUGAGAAAUUGUUGAUUGAGAGGUUGGAAGGGAUUUACACAUUUGGACAACCAAGAGUUGGAGAUGAGAGAUAUACACAAUAUAUGACACAAAAAAUGAAGGAAAAUCGUAUAACCUAUUGCAGGUUUGUUUAUUGCAAUGACAUUGUUCCAAGGUUGCCCUAUGAUGAUAAGGAUAUGCUCUUCAAACACUUUGGGAUCUGCCUUUUCUUUAAUAGGCGCUACGAACUCAAGAUUCUUGAAGAAGAACCCAACAAGAACUAUUUUUCACCUUGGUGUGUGAUACCCAUGAUAUUUAAUGCCAUAUUGGAACUCAUAAGGAGCUUUACCAUUGCCUAUAGAAAUGGACCUCACUAUAGAGAAGGAUGGUUUCUCUUCUUCUUUAGGAUGGUUGGUUUACUAAUUCCAGGAUUACCUGCUCAUGGUCCCCAAGAUUAUAUCAAUUCAACUCUUCUCGGAUCCAUUGAAAGACAUUUCAAAGAAGACUGAUGUAUCAAUAUGUGUCAAUCGAUAAUAAGCUUAUAAUAAAGCAUGUUAAUUUCAUGCUUCAAUUUGCCAAUGCAAAGUUGUUAUUUUAUAAUUGUGUAAACACCAAAAAUGCUAGAGUGUGAGUUUGUUCUCUUCUCAAAGAGUUAGGCAUGUAAUAGAUAUUUAUUUUACUUAUAGUUGUAUCCUCUAGAACUAUAGCAUCGUUUCUGCCUCUCAAAAACUAUAAAUCGUUUCCAAGUGAAAUUAAGGUUUCAAAUUUGAACAA